Eucalyptus grandis is the source of this 610-nucleotide messenger RNA. RefSeq names its product protein SENESCENCE-ASSOCIATED GENE 21, mitochondrial. The record is from RefSeq and is a predicted model, not a curated record. The coding region runs from base 114 to 389 and encodes 91 amino acids. Gene Ontology annotation, biological process: response to stress. Gene Ontology annotation, cellular component: mitochondrion. The transcript is spliced from 2 exons. NCBI's taxonomy places the organism in Eukaryota, Viridiplantae, Streptophyta, Magnoliopsida, Myrtales, Myrtaceae.
AACGCAGAGAGUGGAAGAGUUUCCAGAAACCAAGAAACUCUUUCUACGGCAGCGUCGAGAAACAGCAGACAAAACCCCUCUUUCCCUUCGAUUCUUUGUGCAACCGUCAAUCAAUGGCUCGCUCGCUCUCGAACGCCAAGCUUUUCUCGGUCGCCCUCGUCGACGGCAUCUCCGCCUCCAUCGCUAGACGCGGGUACGCGGCGGCAUCGCAGGGAGUUGCUUCGAGCUUCACCGUGAUGUCGAACAAAACAGGGGAGGAGAUGGCCAGAUCCACCGAGAGGGUCUCGUGGGUGCCCGACCCGAAGACCGGGUACUACAGGCCGGAGAACCGCGCCGACGAGAUCGACGUGGCCGAGCUGCGCGCGCUGCUCUUGAAGAACAAGAACUGAGCUCCCCUUUACAAUAAGUGAUCGUAAUUUAUCUCCCUGAUUCGAUCGCGACUGUAGCGAGGUUCGUCCCGCGAUAUGAUUCGACUGGAUUGGAAGGGGGGAUCCGCAUCCCCUCUCCGCUGUCUUAGGAAAUUGUUAGUGAUUUAUUGGCCCGACCAAGACAUUAUUAUGAACUGCUUUGUUUAAGGCAAAUACAACAUCAAGGAUUGAGCUUUCCGUCA